CCGAUUUAACUCCGGCAUACGUUGAGCUCAGGGGAAUUGGGUACGCGCUAUCGAGCAAUCAAACCAGGACCAAUAACUGCCACGCAUUGAUGGAAUGUGGGGUUUGACGGCGGGUGAUAAAGCUCAGGAGGGGCUGUGGUCCGUCCAUCGUUCGAGAAAAGAACAGGAGAGAGAAAAAAAACCAAUAGUUACAAGAAAAGGAGUCGGGAUAUUGACGUCCGUGUCAGCCGUCACGUGGGAUGCCAAUAAAUAACCUCCGUCGCGCUGUUGAUCUCGACCCCGAGCUCCUUACUCUGUUUCGUUUCCUCUUCACACUGCUUUCCUAGCCAGUUUUAUACAGUUUUCUGUUGAUUUUUCGCUGUUUUUAUCAUCAACCGUCAAAAUGCCGGGUGUUCCUCCCAACGCUCUCUCCCAGUUGAAGAAGGGCCUCAAGGCCAUGUUUCGUAACAAGAAGAAGGAUGCUAAGAAGCAGAAGGAACAGCCUCCAGGAAACCCUGCAGAGACCAAGCCUACUACGCAGACUACCGUUGCUGGUGGUGCUGCUGCCGGUGCUCCUGCUGCUCCUGCUCCUGCUCCUGCCCCUGCCCCUGCUGCUGAAUCCAAGCCUGCGGAACAAGCACCUGCACAACCCACAGAAUUAGAAGCCCCGGCCGCUGCUCCCGCUGACAAGCCUGCCGACAAGCCCGCAGAAGCGUCGCAACCCACCGAAACAAAACCAGACACUGCUGCCGCACCGGCUCCUGCGCCUGAACAAGCUCCCGCUACAGAGGCCAAGCCAGAGGCUGCUGCUCCUGCUCCCGCCACAGAGACCCCUGCUUCUGAGCCCAAGACGGACGCUCCCGCCCAAGAACAAAAGCCAGAGGCCGCCGCUCCCGCUGAACUUGCCGCUCCCGCUCCCGCCCCGGCUGCGGAAACAAAGACUGAGACCCCUGCCCCGGUUGCUGCCCCCGCUCCUGUUCCUGCUUCGCCCCCGUCGCCUAAGUCAGAAGCUCCGGCCACUGAAGCACCUGCUGCUCAGCCUACAGAGGAGAAGCCUACUGAGGAGAAGCCUGUCGAGGAGAAGCCUGCCGAGGAAAAGCCUGCUGAGGAAAAGCCCGCCGAAGCUGAGAAGCCAGUUGAGGAGAAGCCAGCUGAGCCCAAGGCCGCUGAAUCUGAGAAGCCUGCCGAAUCCGCUGAGCCGGCAAAGACUGAAGCACCCAAGCAAUAGCCUUCGGUUAAGGGCAUGACCUAAUUUGUUUUUGUUUCUUGUUUCUCGCGCGUUUGAUUUAGUCUAUGUUUAUACCUAGCAUUAGAUACCCAUUCCUGCUGGGUUCCAUGGUGGAUUUUGUUGGUCUA
Messenger RNA from Aspergillus glaucus CBS 516.65, 1335 nucleotides. RefSeq lists its product as uncharacterized. Bases 383 to 1207 code for a protein of 274 amino acids. Lineage: Eukaryota; Fungi; Ascomycota; Eurotiomycetes; Eurotiales; Aspergillaceae. The transcript is spliced from 4 exons. The record is from RefSeq and is a predicted model, not a curated record.